Falco peregrinus (peregrine falcon) is the source of this 4302-nucleotide messenger RNA. It is a transcript of the gene FAM151B, whose product is annotated as family with sequence similarity 151 member B. The transcript has 6 exons. The record is from RefSeq and is a predicted model, not a curated record. Bases 98 to 919 code for a protein of 273 amino acids. Lineage: Eukaryota; Metazoa; Chordata; Aves; Falconiformes; Falconidae.
CUGGCCGCGCCCGCGGGGGCCCAGCGCGGCGGCGGGGCUCGGCGCAGCCCGGCGGGGGCUCGGCAGGCGGGGCGGUGUCCCCCGCGCCGCCGAGGCGAUGGCGGACGAGGCGCAGGGCGCCUGGAGCGAGGCGGCGGUGGAUCACUUCGCGAGGCCGCAGCGCGUCGGCGCGAGAGACGGGGCGGCCGUCGGGUGGUUCCACGCCGCGAACAGCAAGGCCCGAGCCGGGGAGGCCGCGCGAACAGGUGAUGUUCACAUGAUAGAAGCAGAUGUUCUUCUUCGUGGUGCCAAGGGAGGAAGCAGAGACCCUAUCAUGGCUCAUCCGCCAGAAACAGACAGUGACAUCACGCUGCAGGAAUGGCUACAAGAGAUUGUCAACACCAAUAAAGGCAUCAAGUUGGAUUUUAAGAGUCUAGAAGCUGUACGGCCUUCCUUGGAACUUCUUAAACAUGUGAAGCAGCAUUUGAAACGACCUGUUUGGAUCAAUGCAGACAUCCUACCAGGUCCUAACGGGAAUGAUGCUGUAGUGGAUGCAAAAGAGUUCCUCAACACUGUCACUUCAUAUUUCCCAGAUGUAACCUUAUCGCUGGGAUGGACAACUGGCUGGCACCCAGAUAAACACAAUAAAGGCUAUGAUUGGGUGAUGGUGAAGGAAAUGGCUCAGAUAUGCAGUACGCUUUCCCAGCCUGUAACUUUCCCUGUAAGAGCGGCAUUAGUACGACAGUCAAUAUCUGAGCUGCGUUGGUUAAUCCAGCAGUCAGAUAGAUACAGCCUCACUGUUUGGACAGGAAAGGAAGAUGUGUAUUCUGUAGAAGAUUUGCUUUACAUCCGAGAAAACUUUGAUAAAAGUAGGGUUUAUUAUGACAUUUUGGAGCCACAGAAUUCUGAAUUCAAAAAAGCCAUAGGAGUAGAAUUGUAAAUACAAAGCAAGCAAUGUCUGACCUUCUUGUUCAGAGAAAUGCACUUCCCUUACCAAAAGGAUUGUAUAGAAAGCAUCUGUGGUUUUUGGAGGAGUUACUGUGUAACACUUCAUUGAAAGGCUUCUCAAACAAAAAUGCAAUGCCUUCUUAAUAGUUCGUGACUCAUAUGUAUGUUCCGUCUCCUUCACCCACUAGGGUGUAGUAAAGGCUACUCACAUUACCUAAAUAUUCUAGUAGGGGUUGGAACUAGAUCAUCUAAUUUAAGGUCCCUUCCAGCCCGAACCAUUCUGUGAUCCUGUGGUUCUUCCCUGCAAGCACAUAAAGGGCAGAGUGGCCCCAGCUGAUAGCUGCGGACCAAGGCAAUUUGCUGCUUAUUGCUUUUGUGUAGGCCAAGGUCUGUGGGACACUCAAUGUCUAGUAAAGCCUGUUCUUGAUUUUACAGGGGGGGAAGAAGAGUCGGAACUGUGAGUAUGGAACUAGGCAGGUCCCAAAGGGAUUAUUUUGUAGCUCGUCUUGGUACGCUCCAUUUUUACUGCCAUUGCAAUUGAUAAUGUUCUUACUCCUAGUCAACAGAAGAUUCUGUUUGCUAGCUGUGAAGAGUGGGAUCUGUGACGCUACACGUUCCAGGGAGAAAGAAUAGUUAUUUUUACUGAAUUAAUACUAAUCGAUUCCUCUGUAAUGUGGCAACUGUGCAUUCCGCCCAUGGCUUGCCUCCAUGCUUUCUGAGCCAUCAGCAACAUACUCCUUGGAUUGUGAGAAGGCUGAGUUGGAGUUACAGUACAGUGUAACUCAUAUACUUAAUGAGAAAACUAUAUAUGAUACAGUACGGAACAUACAUUCAGAUGUCAUCACUGCAAGCUGGAGUUACAGCUGCACUGCGGGAGGCGCUGGGGCAAGCAGAAGCCCUAGAAUGAAGAAUAAUCCUGUCCUCUACAUAGAGCACAAAGAUGGAUUGCAGUGAAGUGCACACAGCAUCAUAAGACCUAUAGUGUUUUGUAAGAGAGAAGUGCUGGUGGUUCUUUCAAGACCUUGAAACUAAGUUUUAAGUAUAACAGGAGUUACGUUAAAAUAUUCUGUUGCAGGCUUUCUGAAAGCCAGAGGCUCCAAGAAUGAAAUAGCUGCACAGCGAUUAGUGCUUACAGCAAAAACUGUACAUUUCUGUGAUAGCACAGUUAUUUUCUGCAUUCCUCUGGUUUAUGUGUCUUUUUAACUCUCAGAAUACAACUUCACAAAUUUUCAGAAGUUGAACUUCCCUCUGAGAAAAACUAAAACCAUUGCAACCCUCCUUACACCUGCAGGAUGUGUCUAACUUACUUCAUUUUAAGCUUUUUUUGCCUCGUUUGCUUCUGCAUCCCUUAACACAUACACUGAAAUCUAUGCAGACUGAGACACAAGCUAUGUGUUGUUGCCUUCUGCCAAACAUUACAGGCUGUUUUUUGCAAUGACAGGAGAUUCUGAUUUCUAAAUGAAAGCUGAUUCCAUGAAGAGUCAUUACCCUGUCAUCUUCUUGCCCUCCUCUUCCUAUUCCUUUCACAUGUUUCCCACAGGAAUUGUGUUAACUUUGGCGUUUUACACAAUGCUGGACAGGCUGUUAGUACUAAAGUGUUAAAUUACAGCAAUUUUUGGUUCUUACAUCGCGUUAGUACAACUGUGAUAGAAAAGUUAUAUUUAUUCAUUAUAUUAUAUUUAUUAAUCCUGAAUCUUGAAAUAUGGUGAUUUCAUGCAGUCAUUAAAAUUCAAGCUUCCUGGUUACCUACAGCUCCUUUGCCAGAUUUACCUAUUAAUUGUUUUACAUUACUGAGGGGUAGAGCUUUCAUCAUUUUUGUUACUUACUAAGAUAUACUUGGAUAAAAUUAGGAAAUAUUUUUCCAAAUAAGGAAGAAAACUGUCUAGUUUUACUUGCAGUUGUUAAACAAAGUACUGAAUCUAAUUACACACAAGGUCAAAUUUGGCAGCGUGAUUCCUUUUAAUUAAUUGAGAGCAAUUAUUUAUUUUUCAGUUCACUGUGACAACAUGAUCUGAUCUGAACAGAUGUAACUUCUCAAUCCUUUAUAGCAUCCGUUUCUUUGAGCUUUGCAUGCAUACUUUGCUAUACCGUGGCAGGAAGAGAGAUUAACUGUUUCCUACCUGAUCAUAAUAACUAUGGAAAAUAUUUUAAAUACUUGAGAGACCCUUUUCUAAGCCAGAUCAUUUUGACUAAAACAGGUUCAGGAGCUAUGGCAUAGCAGGUGUGCUAGCAGCUCUGAUCAUGUGGUGUCCUUUCCUGGAUGAAGACCGUUGCCCCUGACUCCCCUUCAGGGAGAACAGGAUGUAUGAAUGACCAAAGCUUCAAUUAAACCGGAGUUACAGACAUUGUUUUGUCUCUGUAGUACAUAAAAUGGACUAGUAGGAAAUGGUAUAGCUCAGAGGUUUUUAUUUUCUGGGGAAUACCAUUGAACGGGAAGCACUUAGGGGACAUCAGGCAGCUUUUGGAAUCAAAUGCAUCAUAGCUGCAUUAUCCAGAAUGACUUGGGCAGGUGUCUCAUAACAGAAUUUCCUUUUGAGGACCAUAAAGGAAAUAGCUUGAUGACACAUAGCUGUAGCCGUGUUCAUUUAUUGCAUGAAAGGUGCCAUUAAAGAGCAUUGAGUUUUUUCUUACUGCACACUUUACUAGUUCUAGGCUUAGUCUGGGGUUUUUUUCAAAGUAUUGCUGGUUAUUGAGAAGCAGCAAUACUUUCUAGCCAUACAUUUAUUUCUAAUAGAUUUAAAGACAAGUAUCAUGUUGUCCUUUCAUUCCACAGUUUAUAUAAACGUUUAGGAUUAGGAUGGACUACUUUUUUCACCUCCUUCUUGCAGGCAGUUACAUUUAUUGGUUAAAGGGACUUUGUCUUUCAGUUAGUUGGCUAGGAGGCCUUUUUGCAUCCACACUGACAAACUUUUCUGUUCUUUAGAAACCUUUUCCCCCACUUAGAAAUUCCAACCUGAAGUAUUAAGAUUUGUUAAAACUGGUUAAACUAUUACAUAAAAACCAUCAGCAAUAGCCAGAAGUAUUUUUAAGGGUGCAGACGGUAUGGAAGAAAUACCACAUAUGAGUAAUAUGCAUGGAUAUGAGUAGACAGGGAUAUUGAGAUAAAAGAAGACAUGAUCUGGAUUAACAGAAAAAUCAGUUAAGGUAACAAGAUAUGUAAAACUAGAUUAAACAAAAGACUAGAAAGGAAUUCCAUGAAGCAUUCUUGCAGUGACAGAAGAGUUUGACUGUAUGGUGAAUUUGAUUAUUCUGUAUGGAUUAUCCUAUAUGCCUGAAUUUCUGUCUAUAUUUUUUACCCGUGGAUCUCUUCCCUGUGGAGUUGUUUAUGCCAGUCUGGUCUGAGUUGCACAUAAAUAAAAUUAAUUUGAAUUUGUU